Messenger RNA from Grosmannia clavigera kw1407, 711 nucleotides. RefSeq lists its product as uncharacterized. The transcript is spliced from 2 exons. The record is from RefSeq and is a predicted model, not a curated record. Lineage: Eukaryota; Fungi; Ascomycota; Sordariomycetes; Ophiostomatales; Ophiostomataceae. Bases 1 to 711 code for a protein of 236 amino acids.
AUGUCUUCAAGACGCAACCCUCGCCAGGUAAAGUCGGCCAAGCGCUGGCUGAAGAGCCGACCCGCCAGAGAUGUCAACUACCACGUGCACUCCCUCCGCUCAUUGCGGUCACUCGAAUCCGACGGAUGUCACCCACACGCCCGCGCGGCAGAAGCCCUGCUGCGCAUCGUCGCAGCCUGUCUGGCCAGCGUUGUCGUCAGCACCUGCGCCGUCACACAACUGCUAGUGCGUGUCACGAGCCCGCUGACCACCACCAACAGUCGCCUCGAUCUCGGCCUCAGCUGGGUCAUUGGUGUCCCGGUGGGCGGCCUGACCGCAGCCUGGCAGUUGAGCCGUCUUUUCUGGCUGCUGCUGGAGCCGUCUAAGAAUAGCCGCCACCAAAGCCACCGGCCAGCUCUUCUGUUGGCAGCCGACGUCCUCGUGGAGAUAGUUCUCUGCUUGGGCGCGGCCAUCUGCGCAAUCCUGGCUGGCUUCCAAGCCGCACGACAUCUGUCGUUCAAUCGGACGCACAAGGCAAUCAGCUCUGCAAGUGCAAGGACGCAUUACCACGAUGUCGGUCCGGAAAUAGCGCUGACUGCCCUUCUGGGACUCUUAAUGCUGUCAAGCUUCGGCAUCCUGGGCCUGGUGCUGUCUGAGGCCUGUCGGUGGCGACGGAGCUCCAGUACUGACAGCAGCAGCUCAAGUGUGAUCGAGAUAAUCCCACGAAGAUGA